Molecule: messenger RNA, 1230 nt
Organism: Malus domestica (apple)
Lineage: Eukaryota; Viridiplantae; Streptophyta; Magnoliopsida; Rosales; Rosaceae
Source: RefSeq, a predicted model, not a curated record
AUGUCGUCGUCGAGACUAUCCUUCCUCCAUCAGGCUGCCUAUCUCCUCAUGGAGCGCGGAGGAGGACGCCGAUCUCCGUCAGACCUGGGGGUCGUUUGUGCUUGCCCGCGCGACCUCCCUCUCGGCUGCGAUGGGAAACGGUCAGGAUGGGAAGUAUAUCAUCCGAACUUCCUCGCCCGACAGCUCGGCUACCUUCAGGGCUGCCCUAUCCCCCUUCUCUUCUCCCGAACGGUCCUAAGCCGUGGACGCGAACCUCGUUCCUCUGAGAAGGAAUGUAGAAUCGCCGUGAAGGAGUUCCAAGAGCGCUGCCAAAAAUUCCGCCUUCGACCAGCCACCCCGGAAACCCAAUGCACCGACACCUUUGGUGAGUGGUGGGAGCAAUACACCCAGGAAUUCUUUGGUGCGCCGGUCGAAGACGUAGUCGGCCUUUUGAGAAAGACGGAGGCAGUUGCCGCUGCCACGACCGGGAAAAAAUCGGUCGUGGCCCAAAAGGACAAACCCGCUGGUAGGGCCGUGCUGAUCAAACGGCCUCGCCAAGAGGCCGAGCCGGCUGUCGAGCCUUCCCCGCCAGCCAAGCGGGUCAAACAAAUGGCGAAGAAGGGUGCCCGGGAGAUCCACGUUAUCUCCAGUCACACGACGACUCCCAGUGCUUCUUCUCCCGCCGCCGGCCAUUCUGGGGUCGAGACACAGCCGGCCUCGGCCGCAGAGACGGCCCCAGCGCGGCCUGCCUCUGUGGCCGGCGCAUCAGUUGUACCUCCCUCUGCCGAGAAGGCACCUGUCUCUCAACAGGCGGUUUCACGACCGAGGGAACUUCUCCCAAGAAUCCAAAGCCCUCGGUCCUUGUGUUGGACGAAAGCGAGGGGAGCGACGAGGUCCCGCUGGCGCACCGUCCUCAUACUCGUCGACAACCUCUCUCCAAUACCCGAGAUGGCGGUUCAAACCGGCCCCUCCCCGGUUAAUCGUGGCAAGCGCACGGUCGAGGAACCGAUCCCGGUGGCCGAACCUCUCGUUCCUUCUCAGGACCAGGGCGUCCCUGCCUCCUCUGAAGCAGCUGCGCCAGUCGGCCCAUCGGCAGCCGACCGGGGCAAACGGCUGCUCGAGGAACCCGAGGCUACGGCGGAAUCGCCGGUCCAUCCCCAAGACCAAGGCUUCCAUAUUCCUCCACAGGAGGUUACCUCGGCCUUUGUAAGUACCUUCACUCGUCUCCUCCUGAUUACUUUUCCGCUUUAG